ACGAUAUUUUCAGAGACACCGCUCACUUGCUCUUCUUGGAUUGACAGGGUGAACGUGGUGAAGUGAUGUUUGGUGCGUUUCCGAUAUCAGUUCAUAAUAGCUGUGUUGGCAAGCAUAAACAAAAUGGCCAUGGAUAAACAAAAUGAAUGUUCAUGUUCAUUCCAUAUCAGAAUUCUCUAUUUUGCUUUUUCAGUUCUCUGUUUUCUUACCAUAUCGAUGUUCGUGUUAACAUUCUGUUACGUAUCGCAGUUAAGGGAAACCCGGCUCUGCCUCUCCGAAUCUUCAGGGGAGCCCUACGAACCUUCUGGCAAGGGAGAAUACCCAAAUGCAAGUACUUUGAAUGAAGACUUUCCUCCAAUUUACAGACCUGGAAAGGAUUUAGAACAUGACAAAGAUGGCCAUUGGGGUGAUGAAAGAGAAGAUAAUGGAAUUAACAGUGAUAGUAAGUUUGGUACAAACGAAAAGGAAGAUGCGAGUGUUUUGGGUCGAUCAAGAAGGGAUGUAAACGGCCAAGAUGAUAGAAGACUUCAGGUCUUAGCAACUGUUCCAAUAUCAAUUCCCCUUUCAUCAAUCGCAAAUGUUUGUAACUGGACAAACGAUGAAUGCCCAAGAGGUCCAAAAGGAGAUCCUGGUCCUACAGGGCUUACUGGUCAGAUCGGUCAGAGGGGACUCCCAGGAACACGUGGAGAGGCUGGUCCGAGAGGGAAGCGAGGAGAUCGAGGACCCAAAGGCCACGCAGGUAGUAAUGGAGAGCCAGGAGCACGAGGAGAAAAGGGAGACAUUGGUUUACCUGGACCACAAGGUCCACCUGGUCUCCAAGGAACCCGGAUCGAUAACUGUUCGUGCCAAGGUAAUCGUAGAUCGGCAGAUGAAAACCAUGGUGUAGCCAGUAUUCCAUUGGAAGAGCUGGAAACUAAGAUGCGGAGAAUCCUCCUUCAGUCAUCAAUCUCCGGGUUUAUCAUCGCCAAUGACAGUUCAGAUAAAGCAGAAGUCAUCAUUAGCAGUUUUAAAUCCGUUAAGCGUGGCCCUCCUGCUCCUCUGAUGGCGUCAGGUGAUGGGUCGACAGGUGUGCAGAAUGACGUCAUCGGUGAAGCAUCUUCUGAUCAAGAUUCUGACGUUGAUAUUGGAAAUGAUAACCCUGGUGAUGGUCUUUCUCAUAUUUCGAAUAUACAUCCAAAUCAUGCAUUCGCUCCACCUGGUAGUGGUAACACUACAGCUCGCAAACCACAGCAUCUUGAUCAGGGCAGGACGUUGAAAGAAUCUGGUAAUUCUCGACUACGGGCCGGAAGUGAUGGCGAUGCCGGAAACCUUUUUGUAGACCAUGUAGCGACGACAGACAUGCCGACAUCGUUACCAGCCCAAGCUUUGAGCACGGACAGCAGGACUAUGAUCGUUGACCCGCAAGAGACUUCAGAAAAUGAGGCAGAGGGAUCACUGUUCAUCAAUGACCGCCGUGGCCACGGUGGAAGCAAUAGCGUCAACUUUGGUGAAGAUCAGUUAAUGAUGGUCACUCAAUCAUCAAAAAUGACUUCCGAUCCCGACAUGCCUGAUCAGCAGAUCACAACACCUGGGGGCACCGCUGAUGGAAUGACAAGGAUGAGCAUAGAUGACCAGAAAUUGAUGAAUAUAUCGGCUCUCUUGCAACGUCUGAACGAGCUGACAGCCAAUAGAACGUCUCUCUUGGAUUUUGUUCAAAUGGCAACAAAGAGUACAUGUGGGUGUCCGGGACCCCCAGGUCCAAUCGGUCCACGUGGAUAUGUUGGGCCAAAGGGAGAUCAGGGUGUGAAGGGCCUUCCAGGAGCCAUAGGAGAGAAAGGGGAUAAGGGCGAUCGUGGGUCACUCAUCGACGGCGAAGGACAUAUCCUCCAGGGUCCACCUGGACCAAAAGGAGACAGAGGCGUCGCUGGCUCAAGAGGACGUAAGGGGGAACCAGGUAUUGACGGAAUGGAUGGGAUGACGGGUCUACCGGGCGUUCAAGGAGAACCUGGUCCUCGUGGUCUUCCAGGUGAAGAGGGGGAUCCUGGACCGAUGGGAAUAAAGGGUUCCAAAGGGGAUAUGGGUCCGAUGGGAACCAGGGGACAAAUCGGUUAUGAUGGCCAGAAAGGUAGCAAGGGUGAACCUGGUGUAAGAGGACACAGAGGUGUUCCUGGAUCAACAGGACCGUUUGGACCAAAAGGAAUCAAGGGAGAGCAGGGUAAGAGAGGUGAAAGAGGCUACCCUGGUCUUACAGGUUCAUCAGGUCCACCAGGGGAACCUGGAACCCCAGGUCGAAAUGGAAUGAAAGGACAAAAAGGAGAACGCCAUGUCUAUGUGCUGCCAGGCGGUGAACAUGUGCAACCUACUGAGUAUUUCUCUCCAACCCCUCCUAGCCCAAACCCAACAACCAAACCUGCAAACAUUGAGCCUGAGGAAAAGAUGUUCAAGAUAUAUGAACCAAUUGUGAAAUCAAAGUGCCGGCUGACGAACAUUUCUGCCCCACAUGAGAUCCAUACUGUGAAAAGAUCCUACGGAACUUGGAUGACAGACACAUCUGAAGAUAGCAGACAGACUGAUGUUAUAUGGCUCACCAUGCAUCAUCAUGGGGCUAUACUCAUAGAAUACAAAAACCUUGAUGAAAUGAAAGACCGACGACUUUCAUCCACCUACGCAUUACCCUUCCAGUGGGAUGGUAAUGGCCAUGUGGUAUACAAUGGAUCUUUCUACUAUCAUCAUAGAAACACAGGUUGUAUCAUUCGAUAUAACUUGAGUAGUGGAUCCAUUAUCAAACGUGUACCAAUAACAUCUCUAGGUUACCAAGACGAUGACUUGUUCCAACUGUCUUCAGGAUACACCAAUGUUGACUUUGCAGUAGAUGAAAAUGGUCUGUGGAUCAUAUACCCACUCACUCGCCCUGGAUCCAUCGGUAAACUCGCCGUCUCCAAACUUGACCCUGACUCGCUGGAAAUCAUCACAACUAUCACAACAGAUCAUAACUUCCAGUCAACGGCCAAUGCCUUUAUUAUCUGCGGUGUGUUGUACACGACAAAAGGACCGCAUAGCAGACCAUCAAGGGUUGAUUUUGCUUUUGACUUGCUAAGAGAGGUCGUUUUGGAGGAUAUCAGUAUGAACAUUGAGAACAGACAUCGUAGAACUGUUAUGCUCUCGUAUAAUCCUCGAGAUAGACUGUUGUAUGGAUGGGAUAAAGGCAGACUUCUUACAUAUCAUGUGACAAUUAAGGAAUAUACAGAUGAUUAAAAAAAGACAAACAUGCUGUAUGCAGCAUUGUAAAUAUGUGUAUUAUGAUAUUGUAAAUGCACUGGUAUAGUUGAUACAGAGAUUGAACUGAGAGGAGUUCUUUUAUAGAUAAAUUAUGUAUCGAAUAAUUACCUUGAUAAUAUUAAUUACAACGUUGAAAUAAGCCAUCCAAAUUGAACACUAAUAACCACAUUGUAAAGUCCAAUGAUCAUGCUAUCAAUAUUAUCUCAUAAUGAAAUAAUUUUUUUUGAUUAAUUUGUCCAAAGUUUAAGUCAGAGUAACAACAGUUCUUUGAGAAUAAAGAAACAAGCGAGACAGACUGCAUACAUUUAAUUCCUCUACAUCAAGAAUACCACUACGCUUUUUUUCAGGGAGCAGUCAACGAUCAUUUGGGUAAAAAAACAUUACUCAUGUAAGGUAGAGAAACCAUCCUUUUUGAUAAUUUAAUAACAUUUCUUGCAUAAAGAGGAUGUCAUGUACAUGUUUAUUUCUUUUAAGGUGCUAUAACUUAUGUAUAAAAUGUAAAUAUGUAUAUAUUUUACAUCAAUUCGUGAUAUCAGUCUUAUUCUAAAUAAUUUUAUGGUAAAAUGGCAAAUGCACAGCUGUAGAUAUCCUUUCAAUAAUAGCAAAAAUUAACAAAUUUUUCUUUCUUAAUUCUUUUAAACUGAAAUCUGUCCCUAAUGUCUGUCCUAAAUAGCUUCAUGCUAUGGAGUAUCAGAUCAAGAUAUUCCAGCUUUGGUUUCCUUCUUAGAUAACAUCCUG
Messenger RNA from Lytechinus variegatus (green sea urchin), 3996 nucleotides. RefSeq names its product collagen alpha-1(XVII) chain-like. The record is from RefSeq and is a predicted model, not a curated record. Bases 124 to 3234 code for a protein of 1036 amino acids. The transcript is spliced from 13 exons. Gene Ontology annotation, biological process: signal transduction. Lineage: Eukaryota; Metazoa; Echinodermata; Echinoidea; Temnopleuroida; Toxopneustidae.